This is a messenger RNA of Cicer arietinum (chickpea), 572 nucleotides long. RefSeq lists its product as uncharacterized. Lineage: Eukaryota; Viridiplantae; Streptophyta; Magnoliopsida; Fabales; Fabaceae. The record is from RefSeq and is a predicted model, not a curated record.
UUUGUUAAUGAAUUUCCUCUUUCAAUUUAUAUCCCAAGUCCCAACCCCAUAUAAAGCUAAACCCACAAGUGAGAAACAAACAAACAAACAGAAAAACAGAGGAUGAACUCUGUUUGCAUAUCAAACUGCGUCAACGACGCACGUGACCCACGCGUGCCGGUUCGCGCCUCGUAUGUGAAUCUCUACAAGUGGCCGGAAUCCGAUGCAGAGUUUGUGAAAUCUGUGAGCUUAAACGGAAGAAGAGGAUCGUCACACGUGUACGAUCAUCCAAGGGUGGUGGACAGUAUCUCCUGCAGACAGAUGUAUCUUAGGAGCUAUACAUUUUCGAGAAAAGAAACGGUUCCGGAGAAAACACAGAAAUGUUUUGGGAGGGUCAAAGACAAAGUGAAGAGACGAAAUGAAGGUAGUAGGAGGAAGUGUUUGAUUUUGAGGAAAAUGAAGGAAGUUUCUUGCAAUGCUUUGUUUCGGAUUUUUCAUAGGUUCUUGUCUUGCGGCGCGAGUGUUGACGUUGUUGUUGAUGAAAAACAACCACAUUGACCUUUUUUUUUUUUUAAUAAAUUUAUGCUUUGAGA